Rotaria sp. Silwood2 is the source of this 237-nucleotide messenger RNA. NCBI's taxonomy places the organism in Eukaryota, Metazoa, Rotifera, Eurotatoria, Philodinida, Philodinidae. The record is from the annotation of a GenBank genome assembly.
AUGUCGAGUGAUUCACGAAAAAAAACUUAUAAACAUACUGGACUUGAUAGUGAAGAAAUACGUAAACGACGUGAAACUCGUAAUCUUACACUACGAAAACAAAAACAAGAAGAACAACAUUUCAAACGACGAAAUUUAGCAAGUGCAAAUGAACAAGAAACACCAACUUCAUUUACCCUUGCCGAUACAGUUACUCCAUCCGCUGGAGCAAUAGAAUCAGUAAGAAUUGUUAGAUAA